Molecule: messenger RNA, 1849 nt
Organism: Chinchilla lanigera (long-tailed chinchilla)
Lineage: Eukaryota; Metazoa; Chordata; Mammalia; Rodentia; Chinchillidae
Exons: 2
Coding region: 345-1049 (234 amino acids)
Source: RefSeq, a predicted model, not a curated record
AACUUGUAACGAUCCUCCUGCCUCAGCCUCCCGAAUGCUGGGAUUACAGGCGUGUGCCACCACGCCUGGCUGUUACAGUGGGCUUUUGAAAGAUCUACUGGAAAGUAAACAGAUGUGAUUAUGAUUAUUUGAACUGUGUGUCAGUAGAAAAGCACAAGACAAACCUGUUUGCUUUUAGUUUUCCAAGACACCUAAAACUAAAAUGUGUAAAUAAUUCUAUUCCCAUUGCCUUACGCAGUGUGUUUUUGACACCAAAAACAUAAGCAACAAAAGCAAAAAUUGACUAAUGUUUUUUCUUUCGUUCGGGCUAUUCCAAGCACCCCACCGGGCGACUUAAGCUGCAGAUGGUUAUUUAUCGCGGCUCUGGAGGCCGAAGUCCGGAGGAGGGCUCCGCCAGGGUCGGGCCUGGAGCUCGGCCUGCUGCUGGAGCGAGCGGGAGAAAGGAAAGGCGAGGAGAAUGCUCCCUGCGUCUCCCUCUUAGAAGGGCCGUGCUGGCGUGGAGGGCCUACCCCAAGCACGGGCUUUCCUCCCUGAGGCCCCGCCUGCAAACACCGCCACGUUGGGGAUCAGAGCUCAGGGCAGGGGCGGUGGGAGCCCGCAGACCUUUGCCCCGUGACACCCUUUUCCCGAGUCCACAAUUCACGGCCUUGUCCCGUGCCACACACGCUCUUUCCGCCCCAGCCCGGGCACCAUCUCUAAGGAAUCCUGACGUCCAGGGAGUCAUCCACUUCCCAGGUGAGGGAGGCUCACGCACAAGUCAGUCUGCAAAAUUCCUGCUCUCCAAGAGGGAAAGAGAAGGACGAGCCAAGCAGUUCUGGAGGCUGGAAAGUCCAAGAUCAAAGUGCUGGCAGAGGAGAACCUGGUUUCUCUGCUUCCGAGAUGGUGCCUUGAGUGUCGCUUCCUCAGAGGGAAGGAGCACCGUGUCUCACAUGGCACGGGGCAGAAGGACGCAAACCCACCCACGUGCUCUUCUGAUCGUGGAAUUAAUUCAUCAACCCAGACACUUCUCAUUAGGCCUCAACUUGCAACAUUCUUAUAUUGGUGAUUAAAUUUCCAACACAUGCGUUUUGGAGGGGACGAUAAUAUUUAAAUGACCUGACAGGCAGAUUUGGUGGCCCGUGUUUCAACUUAUGACAUACCUGUUCCUAUCGUACCUUCUAGAUGAACUGCCUCUUGCUGGUAUCUUCACUAGGUCCUACUUGUACCUCAAGCCAUAUUCAGUGCGUCCUCUGUAUUCACAGCCGCUCCUCCUUCUAGUUCUAACUUUGGCUUCUUGCUUGUAUCUAACCUCUGUCGUGACAAGCCGUGCUCUGCUGUGUCCGGUUAUAAUCCUGGCCUUGUGUGCGUCAGUUCCCUCAUGUGGAGUUCCCACCUUUCACUCCUGAGUCCUAUUCAUUGUCCAGGGUUCAGGCUCACGUCUUACCUCCUAAGUGAGACUCCGCAGAUGACUUUGCCCGCUUUGAUCUCUCUCUUCAUGACAUUGAUGGUUUCUGCACACAGCUCAUGACAGCUGUGUUCAUAUGUGCAGUACGUACUUGCUGUUCUUGCCUCUUUAUUUUGAUCAUAGACUUUGCCAAGGGGGAGCAAUGUCACAUUUCUUCUGCGUGUUGAAUCGCCCGUGGGAUGGUGUUAAACAGGCAGUGACAGUGAGUAAAAUAUGCUCACUGCGUCGUUCGGCGUUCUCUUUUGAUAUGUCCAUGCUCUUCAGAGACUUGCACUUACUCUUAUUCAAGGAAAUAGAGUCUAACUUGAUAUCUGUUGAAGAAAUAAAAGGAGAGUCUUUGUGUCCAUUGCAUAAUUCCUUUGAAGCUAUCUUCUCCUUUUUUUUUUGAGACAGGGUCUUAUUGUA